Molecule: messenger RNA, 1469 nt
Organism: Mycena citricolor
Lineage: Eukaryota; Fungi; Basidiomycota; Agaricomycetes; Agaricales; Mycenaceae
Source: the annotation of a GenBank genome assembly
UCUUCCGCUAAUUAACAACUCCGAGUCACUGAUCCAACCAGACUCACCCCAAUGGCAGAAUUGGAACAGCUCAUUCUCUCUGGGCAGCUCUUCGGAAAUGCGGAGCGAUCUAGCUCCCCUGUGCGAACUCCCUCUCCUGAUACCGGAUGGCACGACGACGAGCUCAAUCUCUCAGACGCCGAGAAGGACUAUGAUUCCGAUACAGCACGCCGUGCCGCUUUCGACAAACAACUGAAAGACCAGGAACGACAACAGGAAUCGAUUGGUAUGGGACCGGGGCGUACGGGCGUCAAGGGCGUCAUCAGGGAUCGUGAUGAGGCCGAAGAGCUUGAACGCCAGAAGCGCGCACGCGAGCUCAACGCGAUCGGUCAACGGAUGGAGAGGACUAAUCUGGGUGGAAAGACAUACCUUGAGGAGGAGCGCGAAAAAGGCGAUGAUGCGGAUGAGUUGGUUCUCAAGGAACGUCAACGGACGGAAGACCGGAAGAAUGUGUUCGGUCAGGCGAGGCAAGGGAAAUUCGGACAUCUACGAGAGGUUGGAGUCAAAGGCUUCCUCCCCGCCGUCGAAGGCGAAUCUAGGGGUACUUGGGUGGUCGUCCACCUGUAUGAUCCCUCUCUUGAUCGAUGUUACAUGCUCGAUGACACCCUAGCCCGUCUGGCUCGUGCCUAUGCAGACACGAAAUUUCUCCGAGCUCGGGCUUCGGCUCUAGGAUUUGCCUCGACUUCCUCUUCAUCUCGGUCAAAGGCACCGGUGCAUCGUCCUGUGCGCUCUCAAGUUUCAACCGACGACGACUUCGACGAAAAAGAUGAUGAUGAAGACUACGACGACAAUGCGGAGGAUGUCUACGAGGAUGAUGACGUUGACGUCGAUGUGCUCCCGACGAUGCUAGUGUAUCGGGACGGGGAACUCGUGCACAACUGGGUCAGAGUCGACUGGGAAGCUGGAACAGCCGGUAUUGAGGAUCUGCUGGACCGACACCACAUCUUACCGCAGAGCUCAAUCAACUCGCGGAACUUGGGUCUGCCCAGUGACGACGAGGAUGAUUUGAUCUGGAGUGACGACGAAAAUGGACUGGUCUGAUUCAUGUUCCUCUUACUAGACUAUUCAUACAUUCAUGUUUGCAACGGCCAAUCUUCGAAAGCCCCCUGUCCGAAGCGGAAAAAGCCUACACUUCCUGAAUCAACUACCGCAACAACAACUGUCUUUUUCCAGCCUUCAUGACCAUAAACGGAUGCGCCCGUCUUGGAGCAGGAGUGACUUCCACAGUCGAAGGUCUCAACCAUCCCCAGAGCCGCUGAAAGAGGGUCGUUUCAGGGACAGUUUCCUGUGGUGGUUUCGAAGGGAUUCUGUUUUGAGGAUUGCGCUGCCUAGGCACAGGCGGUGGCAAUUCUGGAGAAACAUCGAACAGGUCGGUCAGUUCUUUCAGCGAAGGCAUCGGUGUUUUUCGAGCACUUGAGAAGAAUCAGUCU